Racocetra fulgida is the source of this 214-nucleotide messenger RNA. The record is from the annotation of a GenBank genome assembly. NCBI's taxonomy places the organism in Eukaryota, Fungi, Glomeromycota, Glomeromycetes, Diversisporales, Gigasporaceae.
CUAAGAGAUGCAUCGAUCCAAAUCCUGAAAAAAGACCUACUGCAAAAUCUGUUAAUCUUCAAGUUGGAUUUUGGAUCGAAGAAAUGUUAAGUUUAGAUGAAGAUAAUGAAAUUAAAAUGCAAUUUUUAGAAAAUGAUAAUACGUUACAAGUAAUUAACACAAAUACAAACUUGUCUUUGAUAAGUAAACCCAUCGAUACCAUCGAAAUUUCAGA